Diprion similis is the source of this 1461-nucleotide messenger RNA. It is a transcript of the gene Rtc1, whose product is annotated as RNA 3'-terminal phosphate cyclase-like protein. The coding region runs from base 79 to 1212 and encodes 377 amino acids. Gene Ontology annotation, biological process: endonucleolytic cleavage of tricistronic rRNA transcript (SSU-rRNA, 5.8S rRNA, LSU-rRNA); ribosome biogenesis. Gene Ontology annotation, cellular component: nucleolus. Gene Ontology annotation, molecular function: RNA endonuclease activity. The transcript is spliced from 8 exons. Lineage: Eukaryota; Metazoa; Arthropoda; Insecta; Hymenoptera; Diprionidae. The record is from RefSeq and is a predicted model, not a curated record.
GAAAAAAAAGAUAACACCACGUGCUUUACGCAUCGAUUAUUGUUUGGAACUUGAGCACAGUAAUAUAAUUGAGCAAGAAUGCCAGGUAAAUUUAUAAACAACGUACUCACGUACGAAGGAUGCAAUUACUUUAGGUAUCGUUUACUACUGGCAACAUUAUCCGGGAAACCUGUAAGAAUAACAGGGAUACGAAUCAACGAUGACAAUCCUGGCCUUAGAGAAUAUGAAAUAAACUUCGUUCGCCUCAUGGACAAAAUCACAAAUGGGACGAGGAUAGAGUUGAAUGAGACUGGCACUAUUAUUUCCUAUAUUCCUGGUUUACUAGUCGGAGGAGAUCUGGAACACGAAUGUAGUCUUGAGCGAGGCAUCAGUUACUAUUUGGAAGCUGUUAUGAUGUUAGCCCCUUUUUGUAAGAAAAUGGUCAAACUCAAAAUCAAGGGAAUAACCAACAAUACUCUCGACCCUUCUAUCGAUAGGCUGAAAGCUAGCGGAAUUCCAGUCAUUAAGCAAUUCAUUGUAGGGGAUGAUGAUGUGGAAUUAAAUAUUUCCAAGAGAGGCGUUGCUCCAUUAGGUGGUGGCGAAGUAUGGUUUAAAUGUCCUGUGAAUCGUCACCUUAAGUCGGUACAGUGCCAGAAUUGUGGAAUGGUUAAACGAGUGCGAGGCGUAGCGUGUUCGGUACGUGUAUCCCCAGCAAUAGCCAAUCGCAUGGUGGAAUCUGCUAAAGGAUGCUUGUUGAAAUAUCUUCCAGAUAUUUAUAUUCACACAGAUCAGAGCCGAGGUGCAUCAAGCGGUAAAUCUCCAGGUUUUGGAAUAACUUUAGUCGCUGAAACGACAACAGGAGUAUUUUUGAGUGGUGAAGCAUUUUCACCCUUGACAGAGACCGGAUCUCUACCAUGCGUUCCGGAAGAUCUUGGUAAAAAAGCAGCCUUAUAUCUUUUGGACGAAAUAUACAGAAGCGGAUGUGUAGAUUCUGCUUUUCAAAGCAUGGCAGCACUAUUUAUGGCACUUGGUAAGAAAGACAUUUCAAAGAUGACCCUAGGCCCAUUGACGCAAGCCGCAAUACAAUUUCUACGGGAUUUGAGAGACUUUUUUGGUAUUGUUUUUAAAAUAGACAUGGUGAGCAGUGAUGAAACCAUCGUUGAGGAACCAAGUCUCGUAUUAUUAACUUGUGUUGGAAUAGGAUAUUCGAAUAUCAAUCGCCGUGUCAUGUAGCGUUUGAGUAUGUAUUUCUGGUAUUUGUCUUAAAGCCAGACCACUGUAAACCUCAAUGUUUACAUAAGACAGUGAUACUUACCUAUCGGGCACUGCACACCAUAUUACGCUGGAGGGGCAAGGCCGAGUCCUGUUAGCUCCUUUUCUGUGGACGAAACUUUGUUCUGAUUGCAUGAAAACUGGACAUCUUCCAGUGGCAAACCUUUCACAGAUACCACGUUGCAUAGCUUCUGGAGAAAAUGGAGACUG